This is a messenger RNA of Anguilla rostrata (American eel), 3704 nucleotides long. RefSeq names its product vacuolar protein sorting-associated protein 18 homolog. The transcript has 5 exons. Gene Ontology annotation, biological process: lysosome organization; intracellular protein transport; endosome organization. Lineage: Eukaryota; Metazoa; Chordata; Actinopteri; Anguilliformes; Anguillidae. The coding region runs from base 287 to 3226 and encodes 979 amino acids. Gene Ontology annotation, molecular function: protein-macromolecule adaptor activity. Gene Ontology annotation, cellular component: endosome; HOPS complex. The record is from RefSeq and is a predicted model, not a curated record.
GUGAUUUUGGGUCAUAUGAUUGAGUUGUUGCUGUCACUUGGUUCGUGGUUCUACGAAUACAGUAUUUGAGAAUGUAUCACAAGAAAUAAUUGUACAAAAGUAAUUUAUUUGUAAAUGUGCAUUUAAUUUACAUGCAUUUGGGAGCAAUACAAAUCCAUAAUUGCAAAAGAGGUUGGUAGUCGUCUAAUCAGAGCCAGCUAGCUAAUUUGGAACGGUUACUGAGCCAUUUUUCUGCCUCUGAAAAGUUUGGAUUGUCUCCUAUCUCCAAUACGAAAUACUUGCAUCUAUGGCUUCUAUUCUCGACGAGUAUGAAGACUCACAGAAUAUGCGGCACCCUGUUCAACAGCACAACCGUCUGUCUGCCUCAAACAUUGGGAUAACUCAUUCAGGAUUCGUGAAUGUUCGGCUUGAGGAGGAGAAGCCUAUAUUCAACAAGCAAAGGAUUGAUUUCUCUCCCCCAGAAAAAAUAAACCAUUUAACAGUAUGCAACAACCAGCUAUGUAUGAGUUUAGGAAAGGAUACGCUUCUAAGAAUUGAUCUGGGAAAGCCUGAUCAGCCAAACCAAGUCGAACUUGGACGUAAAGAUGAGGCUAAAGUCCACAAGCUGUUUUUGGAUCACACAGGCUCUCACUUGGUGAUCUGCCUCAGCACGAGUGAGUGCCUUUACCUGAACAGGAACACACAGAAGGUCCGGAGCCUAUCCCGGUGGAAGGGUCACCUGAUCGAUAGUGUGGCGUGGAACCGGCUCCUUGGCACGGAGGCCAGCACGGGCCCGAUCCUAGUGGGCACCAGCCUGGGGCUCAUCUUUGAGGCAGAGAUCUCCACCUCGGAGGGGAGCCUGUUCAACACCAACCCGGACCAGUACUUCCGGCAAGUUCAUGCUGUGGAGGAGGAGGACGGCCAGCCGGCACCGGUGUGCUGCCUGGAGGUGGAGCGGGGGAUGGACUCCAAGUACUUCAUCGUCGCCACCACGCGCAAGCGGCUCUUCCAGUUUGUGGGGAAGCUUCCGGAGGGUUCGGAGCAGCAGGGGUUCAGCUCAAUCUUUGCCCAGAACCAGGAGCUCCUGCCCAGCUUCCAAGAGUUCCCCGUCAACAUGGGCUACAGCGAGAUUGUCUUCUACACCCCCAAACUGCGCUCCUGCGCCAAGGACUUCGCCUGGAUGAUGGGCAACGGCGUGCUGUAUGGCCAGCUGGACUACAGCCGCCUCGACUCCCUGCUGAGCAAUGUGCAGGGGUGGGAUUACACCCCGGACAUCGACUUGAGCUCCAACAAGCCGCUCUCCAUCGUCCUGACACAGUUCCACUUCCUGCUCCUUCUCCGGGAUCGGGUGAAAGCUAUCUGCACCCUCAACGGCCAGGUGGUCCACGAGGAUGUGUUCCCGGACAAAUUCGGCUCCCUGAAGAGGAUGAUCAAGGACCCUGCGGGCGGGCUGGUGUGGAUCUACACGGAGUGCGCCGUCUUCCGUUACCACAUCCAGAGGGAGGCGAGGGACGUGUGGCAGAUGUACACCAGCAUGAACCGGUUUGACCUGGCCAAGGAGUACUGCCGGGACCGUCCCGAGUGCAUGGACAUCGUGCUGGCCAAGGAGGCCGAGCACUGCUUCCAGAACAAGAGGUACCUGGAGAGCGCCAAGUGCUACGCCCUCACCCAGAACUACUUUGAGGAGAUCGCGCUCAAGUUCAUCGAGGCCAAAGAGGAGGAGGCCCUGAAGGAGUUCCUGCUGAAGAAGCUGGGCAACCUGAAGUCGGCCGAGAGGACGCAGAUCACCCUGCUGGUCACCUGGCUGACCGAGCUCUACCUGAACCGCCUGGGCCGGCUGGAGUCCAGCGGUGCGGAGAGCGCCAUCCUUCAGGAGGCCCGCCAGGAGUUCCGCGGCUUCCUCAGCAGCUCCAAGCACAAGGAGUGCUUCUACAACAACCGCAGCACCAUCUACGACCUGCUGGCCAGCCACGGCAACGUGGACGACAUGGUCUACUUCUCCGUAAUCAUGCAGGACUACGAGAGGGUCAUCUCCCAGCACUGCCAGCAUGACGACUACGGCGCCGCCCUGGAGGUCCUCUCCAAGCACUGCGACCAGAAACUCUUCUACAAGUUCUCCCCGGUUCUCAUGCAGCACAUCCCGGGCAAGGUGGUGGACGCCUGGAUUCAGAUGGGCAAGAGGCUGGACGCCAAGAAGCUCAUCCCUGCCCUGAUGAACUACAGCCAGACGGGCAGCGCUCAGCAGAUCAACGAGAGCAUUCGGUACAUGGAGUUCUGCGUGUACCAGCUGGCCGUGAAGGAUGAAGCGAUCCACAACUACCUCCUGUCGCUCUAUGCCAAGUACAAGCCGGAUUCGCUGCUGCUGUACUUGGACCAGGCUGGCACGCACCAGUCGGAGAUUCACUAUGAUCUGAAGUACGCCCUGCGGUUGUGCGCUGAGCACGGCUACCUACAGGCCUGUGUGCUGGUCUACAGGAUAAUGGAGCUCUACGAGGAGGCCGUCGAUCUAGCUUUACAAGUGGAUGUGGACCUGGCCAAGUCAUGUGCUGACCUACCAGAGGAUGACGAGGAGCUUAGGAAGAAAUUGUGGCUGAAGAUUGCCCGGCACGUGGUGCAGGAGGAGAAAGACGUGAAAAAGGCCAUGAACUGCCUUUCCAGCUGCAACCUGCUGAAAAUAGAGGAUAUCCUGCCCUUCUUCCCCGACUUUGUCACCAUUGACCACUUCAAGGAGGCCAUCUGCAGCUCCUUGGAGGAGUACAACCAACAUAUCGAUGGGUUGAAGCAGGAGAUGGAGGAGGCCACCGAAAGUGCCAAGCGCAUCCGGGAGGACAUCCAGGAGAUGCGGAACAAAUACGGGGUGGUGGAGUCGCAGGAGAAGUGCGCUGUCUGCGACUUCCCCCUCCUCAACCACCCCUUCUACCUCUUUCUGUGCGGGCACAUGUUCCACUAUGACUGCCUGCGCCAGGAGGUGACUCCCCAUCUGUCGACCUACCGGCAGGCCAAGCUGGAGGAGCUGCAGAAGAAGCUGGCCGCCACCGUGCAGCCCGCCAGGUCCCGCCCCCGGCCCAAGGAGGACGACACGGUGAGCCUGGGGGCGGGUCAGCCGAGCCGCGAGCAAAUCAAGUCCGACAUUGACGACAUCAUCGCCGCCGAGUGUGUGUUCUGUGGUGAUCUGAUGAUUAGGUCCAUUGAUAAGCCUUUCAUUGAUCCGCAGAAGUAUGAGGAGGAGAAAUCCAGCUGGCUGUGACCACCACACUCUCGCGUAACUGACUUUAUGGCUGUUUGGUGAAGGCUAGUUGUGUCUCAUACACUGGCAAAAUAAUGCUAUAAGCUGUCUGUUUACAGUGCCCCCAGGUCGGCAUGUGAGACUCUAAAACCGGCUUGCUAUGGCUGUAGCUGCUCUCUCUUGAUAUUAUACAUCCAUGGCUGACUUUCAAAGUUUAAGCAUCUUUUCUUUCACUGGAGUCACACGGAAUCAGUGUUACAAAGCUCUCCAAAUCCCAUUCUGUUCAGUACUUCAUGUUUAAUCUUUCUGAAGUAAAUAGACUAGCUACAUAGGCAUAGACAUUUUGUAUUAUUAAAAUGAUCCAAUGCUCAACAUCUGCAGUUAUAUUAGUUAUACAAUUAUUUAAACUGUGUUUUUGUCAGAGACAGCAUGGUGGGUUGUCUGUGCUACGUAUUGGCCUUUGUAAAUCCUUUCCCUCAAUUAAAGCAAAUUGCAGUUA